Molecule: messenger RNA, 1477 nt
Organism: Phlebotomus argentipes
Lineage: Eukaryota; Metazoa; Arthropoda; Insecta; Diptera; Psychodidae
Product: putative oxidoreductase SadH
Exons: 3
Coding region: 226-1212 (328 amino acids)
Cellular component (GO): lipid droplet
Molecular function (GO): oxidoreductase activity, acting on the CH-OH group of donors, NAD or NADP as acceptor
Source: RefSeq, a predicted model, not a curated record
UUAUUAUCAGCACACGUUCGCGAUAGACUUCUCGAGAAGCCAAAAUAUCGUAGAGUCUUAGCUCGAAAAUGAUUACCAUUUUGCAUCUUUUACGACCUUCAACUUUCUGCGUUCAUUCUUUGUGUUUUACUUCUCGAAAUACAUGCGCAUUCUUAGCUGUCUGCUAGCCGUCUCGCGAACAUCGUUCAGUUUGUGUUUAUCAUUUAGUGACAGUGGAUCUACAAUAUGGAAGUGGAGCGUAUUUUUCACAGUGACACCACAGAAUAUGUCGCAUCGGAAGAGAGAGGAAGCUCGAGAGCACUUCGACUGUGGAUUGGAGUCAGUCAUUUGGUGAAGUUUGGUGUUUCCUGCGUCAUCGGUGGCUUAUCAACUGUCUGGGAUCUUCUACGCUGUCGAUGGGGCCCCAAGAGUCUCGCCGGCCAAGUGGCGCUCGUGACUGGAGGUGCAAAUGGAUUGGGCCGAGAAAUUUGCCUUCGUUUAGCGUGCGAGCAGUGCAGAAUCGCCGUGGUGGACAUAAAUCUUCACGAUGCUGAGAAAACGGCUAAAGAUCUUCUACAAAUGGGCGCCGAAGCGAAGGCUUACAAGGCGGAUGUGGCUGAUUUCGAGGCCAUGAAGAAGAUUCGCCAGCAAGUGCUGGUGGACUUCGGAUCGGUGGACAUUCUGGUGAACAACGCCGGAUUGAUUGCUGUUCUCACGUUGAAUAGCGCCACGCCGGAGCAAAUCGAAAGAAUGGUGGCUGUCAAUGUGACUUCGGUGGUCAUGAUCACGAAGCUCUUCCUGGAAGACAUGAUCAGGCAGGGAAGAGGCCAUAUUGUGGCCAUUUCCUCACCACUCGGUCUCACAGCGAGUCCAGGGACAGUUUACGGCUUGACAAUGCACGCAAUUCGUGGCUUUAUGACUUGCCUCAAUCAAGAGAUCCUCUUUUCUGACUGGAAAGACAAAAUCAAGACCACUUGUGCCUUUCCUUUCUACAUGACAACAAGAAAGGAAUUGACGGACUACUUGAAUAGUCUCAAGAUGAAGGGAAAGGUCUUCCUCAUUUCACCACAAGUCGCUGCCAAUGAAAUCGUGAAGGGAAUCAAGUGGGAGAGAAGAAAUGUGUCCAUUCCCGCAGGAUAUUACUUCCAAAUGAAUUUAAUGGGCAUGUUCACAUCGAACAUCAUCAACAGAUUCUACAGAAUGGCCCUGGGAACUACCGACAAUUUCAAGUGAUAAUUAUAAGUUGGAAAUAAAUUUGCUGUUGAUAAACAAGACAAUUAAAGCAAACUUACCAUGUGAAAAAAAGAUGUUCGGAACUGGAGAAUCUAAAAUUAAUACACUUUUUACAUUAUAGCAGUAAGUUUGAAGAACGUUUUUUUUGGUGUUAUUCCUUCAAAUUACGUGAAAAGUGAAGAGAGUGAAGAUCAUUUUCUCAGUCAAAGAGAUGAUUGUGCUAAAUUAUUACUUUGAACAAUUUAAUAACGUAAAUAAACAAACU